This is a messenger RNA of Sipha flava (yellow sugarcane aphid), 3747 nucleotides long. RefSeq names its product variant-silencing SET domain-containing protein-like. The transcript is spliced from 26 exons. The coding region runs from base 355 to 3747 and encodes 1130 amino acids. Gene Ontology annotation, biological process: peptidyl-glutamate ADP-deribosylation. The record is from RefSeq and is a predicted model, not a curated record. Lineage: Eukaryota; Metazoa; Arthropoda; Insecta; Hemiptera; Aphididae.
GGCGGAGACGGUGACGACGAGCUUGACGAGACGCAUCCGGACGGUUAUCUCCACGGAGAUCGAAAACAAUGAACCAGCGACGGCGGCGUCCGAGAACCGCGACCGGGGGCAUAAUUGAACGUAAUUGAUUUUCAAUGGUCGCCGGCGCACGUGGUUGGUUGCACUGCAAUCGGUGACAUCGGUGUUCGAGACCGUUGCGUCAACGCGCUUCCAAAGUUCGUGCGCACCCCGCCGUCAUUCGUCGCUUCGCCGUCCGGCCGUUCAACGUUGUGUGCUCAUUGUUCGCACCCGUAUUCCCAGACCCUGUUCCGCCGUCGUCGUCCGCUAGCGUUUUCAGGUAACCGACGCUGAACAAUGGCUCCGAAAAAACGAUCAUGCAAUGAAACUAAAAAUUGGCUGUAUAUUUUGACCAAAUUAAAGUACAUAAUAUGUCUUAUACUAAGAGUAUUAUUAUUUUUUGCUGCAUAUAUAAUGCUUAAAUGUAGUGCACUGUUUGAAACUUUGUCUGAAUAUUUAAUAACAAAUAUUAAUACAGAAGAUUUAUUUGAGGCACCUCAUGAAAAUAGGUGUAAUUGUUCAUCUUUUAAUCCCAACAAUCAAAGUAAAAAUAUUUUGGAUAAAAAUAAAGUUGUUGAUACUAUAAUGGAAACAUUAAAUAUAAAUUUUAAUGAUAAUGAUUAUAUUGAACAAGAAAUUCAACAUGAAUCACCAUUAAAAAAAAUUAACAAUAUUUUUGACACUGUAGAUGAAACAUUAAAUAUUAAACUUGGAGACAACAAUAAAAAUGAAUUUAUAAAAGAAUUAUCUACAAAUAAACAAUGUAAUGAUUAUGCUAAUAUAGAAGAACCUAAUAUUCAACAUGAAUUACAAAAAGAAAAUAUUAAUGAUAUUUCUGAUACUGUAAAUGGAACAUUAAAUAAUAAAUUUGAAAAUGAUAAUCCAUGUGAUAAUCCUUAUAAAAAAUUAGAACUUAAAAUGGUUGAAGUAAUUACUGAUAAUGAAAAAGAAUUAUCUAUAAAUAAACAAUGUAAUGUUAAUUAUUUCAUGGAACAUAAAAUUCAACAUGAAUCUCAAGAAGAAAAUAUUAAUCACAUUUCUGAUACUAUAAAAUUUAUUGAUAAUUCUUAUUUGGAACAUAAUAUUCAACAUGAAUUAAAAGAAGAAAAUGUUAAUGAUAUUUCUGACAUUAUAAAUGAACCUUUAAGUAUAAAAUGUAUUGAUAAUUCUUAUAUGGAACAUAAUAUUCAACAUGAAUUACAAGAAGAAAACAUUAAUGAUAUUUCUGACAUUAUAAAUGAACCUAUAAGUAUAAAAUGUAUUGAUAAUGCUUAUAUGGAACAUAAUAUUCAACAUGAAUUACAAGAAGCAAACGUUUAUGAUAUUUCUGACAUUAUAAAUGAACCUAUAAGUAUAAAAUGUAUUGAUAAUGCUUAUAUGGAACAUAAUAUCCAACAUGAAUUACAAGAAGAAAAUGUUAAUGAUAUUUUUGAUUUUAUAUAUGAAACAUCAAAUAUUAAAUGUACCGAUGAUAAUCCUAAAAAUGAACUACAACAUACAAUUUUUGAUGUAAUUACUGAUAGUGAAAAAGAAACAUCUAUAAAUAAACAAUGUAAUGAUAAUAGUUAUAUGGAACACAAAAUUCAGCAAGAAUCACUUGAAGAAGAAAAAGUAAAUAAUAUUUCCAAUACUGUAAAUGAAACUUUAAGUAUAAAACGUUCUGUUAUUGAUGAUCAUAAAAAUGAAGUACAACUUAAAGUAGUUGAAGUUAAACCUAAUGCUAAAAAAAAUAGAUCUACAAAUAAACAGAAUAAACAUUUUUCAUGUACAUCCAAUGAUCAAAAUAAAUUACAAAUAAAUCAAAAAUUAAAUAAAGUGUAUGAAUUACAACCAAAAGUGAAUGAUGUUUAUAUUGAUACUGUAAAUGAAAUAUUGAAUGAAAAAUCUAUUUCUGAAACGAUUACAGUAAAAAUCGAUAGUGGAAUUAUUACUACCGACCCUAUUAAAGUUGAAAAUAGAAGUAGAUUUCCACAUCGAACAAUGAAUAUUAUAGUGAGCACCUUAAAAGAAAAUGAAAUAAAAGAUAAACAAUUGAUAAUUGAUGGGAAAUUAAACAGAGAAUUAGAUAGUUGUAGAUCUAUUUCUGAAACGAUUACAGUAAAAAUCGAUAGUGGAAUUAUUACUACCGACCCUAUUAAAGUUGAAAAUAGAAGUAGAUUUCCACAUCGAACAAUGAAUAUUAUAGUGAGCACCUUAAAAGAAAAUGAAAUAAAAGAUAAACAAUUGAUAAUUGAUGGGAAAUUAAACAGAGAAUUAGAUAGAAUGUCUAAAAUACCUAAAUCACCAACAAUCAAUAAUAGAAAUCAAUAUCAGACAAAUGAAAUCAUUUCUGUAAAUACUUCAGAUAAUGUAAGUAAAAAAAAAGAAAUACCAGUGAAAUUAGAAAUCCAAGAAACUAAAAGUUCUGAAGAAGCUUAUGAUAAUUAUUGUAAAGGCACAUCAUUCAAAAACACAAAUAAUCAUAAAUACAUCAAUCAAAAUUACAAUAGCCAUGAAAGUAGGAACUCAAUGAAUAAAUAUGAAUUAUCAAAUUUGAGUGAAGUCGAUAAAGAUAUAUUUAGUUUGGAUCCUGAAUAUUCCUUAGCUCUCUGCGUUAAUGAUCAUUUUACUCCAUCUCCUGCUUUUAUCGAUUUUAGAACCAAAUUUGGUGGUAUUGAUGAAUUAUUGGAUCAACAUUUAAUUGUUGGUGAUGUUGGUGAAAUUUUACAUGGCAAUCAGUAUAUUUUUUAUUUAAUUACCAAUAAAAAGAUUGUUACCAAUAAAACAUCAAAUAUGCAUUCAUUAGAAAAAGCAUUAAAAAAUCUACUAAUAAAGAUGAAAAAGCUUGGCCUGACAAAAUUAGCAAUUCCAUUAUAUGGAAAUGGACUAUUCUAUUAUUGUUUAUCAGAUGUAAAAAAUACUAUUUCAAAAGUAUUUUCUGGAUUUAAUAUUGAAAUAAUUAUAUGUACAGCACAAUCGAAUUUAAAUACAUUACGACCAAUUCCAUCAAAAGUAAUGUACACUUCAAAAAACUUAUGGGAAAUGGAGCCUCAAACUGAUAUAUUAAUGUUUAUAGAUAUGGGAAAAAUGUAUUUGGAUAACUGGAAUGAUGAAGUUGUUGAAAAUAUCAAUGCUAGAUAUCAAUUUAAAGACAGAUUUUUAAAUGAUAUUAACAUUAAACCAAUGGCUCCUGGUGAUGUGUGGUCAUAUAAAAUUGGCAUUGAAAUUUUGUUUUGUAUAUUUAUCAAGUCUGAAAAUGAAAACCCUUCAUAUUUUAAAUGUCUUAAUAAAGCAUUUAAUGCAAUAAAAUCGGAAAUGACUGGUUACAGAUUUUUGGGGAUCCAACUAGAACCAACAUCUUCAUUAAAUCUGAACAAUAUCACGAGUCGUACUUUAAUAUUGUUAAUGUCAGUUUUUAGUCAGGCCAAUGCAGAAAUCUGGGUAUGUGGUGAUACUAAAAAUAGCAACACACAAAAAUUUCAACAUUAUAAAAAUACUGUCAAUACUGCCAUUGAAAUGAAUAAAGGAGGAUCGAUACAAAAAACUAUGAAUAGAAGUAAACAAGAUAAAAAAAGACAUGGUAUGAAUAAUUCUACAUCACAUUCAGCAGAAAAUAAUCAUAAAAAACAUGAUGAUAAUUUUGUUAGAAAAAACCUAAAAUGUUUGAACAAUUCUAUGACAGGUAUAUUUUAUUUUAUUCAAUUAUUUUAG